AUGAUUGAGAAGACAGUGUUGGUUGUAAUCGUCAGCAUUGUCUGUGUGGAAUGUUCCUUACCUCUAAACAUUCCUAACUACUUCCCGUCAGCCUUAAGGAGGGCUGGCGGCGGAGGAGAUACAGUCAUCGCAUUUUCUGCUGGACUAACAAAUGGGACAGAGUUGCAUGUUACAACGAACAUGACAUAUGACCGAGUGUUUGUAAACUCCGGGAAUGGUUAUAACAAUUCAACGGGAGUCUUUACAGCACCUCUUGGUGGAACCUAUGUGUUUAUGUAUCACGCCCUUUCCCAGGCAAACCAACAACUCUGGUUAGAUAUCUACCAUAACAGUGACUAUAUAGCCACGGGCUAUGCACAUGCAAAAAACGACUACGCUUCAUCAUCGAACUCUGUCGUUCUUACAAUUGCUCGAGGUGACGCUGUGUAUAUUCGAGCUAGGGGAGAUAACUUCGUUUACGGCCAGCCAGAUGAAGUGUUUGCGACGUUCAGUGGAUUUAAUUUGUUUGCUGCACAUCCAUAAUAAACGCUUUGGACAUUUUUCCUCAAAAGAUGUUUUGAAUACAUCGUAUUGAUCUGAAAACUUAUCAUUGUUUUACUUAUUAUUGUAACAUUCUGUCCAGAUGAUAAGAACAUUUCUUGUCACAUGUUUUUUGCCAUUAAUGUUGUAAGGGAGAUAACUACGUGCUGCGUUCAGACGUUUUUAAGAUUAUUAAAGAGGACUGGGAUUUAA
Messenger RNA from Ylistrum balloti, 732 nucleotides. Its product is annotated as C1q-related factor-like. Bases 1 to 522 code for a protein of 173 amino acids. The record is from RefSeq and is a predicted model, not a curated record. Gene Ontology annotation, molecular function: protein binding. NCBI's taxonomy places the organism in Eukaryota, Metazoa, Mollusca, Bivalvia, Pectinida, Pectinidae. The transcript is spliced from 4 exons.